Messenger RNA from Ilyonectria robusta, 1413 nucleotides. Its product is annotated as permease for cytosine/purines, uracil, thiamine, allantoin-domain-containing protein. The record is from RefSeq and is a predicted model, not a curated record. Gene Ontology annotation, cellular component: plasma membrane. Gene Ontology annotation, molecular function: transmembrane transporter activity. Bases 1 to 1413 code for a protein of 470 amino acids. The transcript is spliced from 4 exons. NCBI's taxonomy places the organism in Eukaryota, Fungi, Ascomycota, Sordariomycetes, Hypocreales, Nectriaceae. Gene Ontology annotation, biological process: transmembrane transport.
AUGACCAAUUCAAGGUGGUAUCUGAAACUCCUCGACUCCGGCUUCGAAGAGAAUGGAAUCAGGCCCGUUCCACCAGAGGAACGAACACAGACCGAAUACAACGAACUGUUCACCGUUUUCUUCACCUGUCUCCUAUGCGUGUUGCCGUUGCCAACGGGUGCUCUUGGAACAGCCGUGUAUGGGCUGAAACUCCGAGAUGUAUCGUUGAUCAUCAUCUUCUUCAACAUCAUAACUUGUAUCCCGCCGGCAUUCAUCGGAAUCGGAGGAGUUCAAACGGGCAUGCGACAAAUGAUCCAGGCUCGGUAUUCGUUUGGGCUUUUCUUUGGCAUGAUCCCACUUCUCCUCAAUGCCGGGACCGUUACUGGCUUCACUCUUAUCGGAUCUAUUGUCAGCGGACAGGCUAUCGCGGCAGUGAACCAAAGCGCCCAUGUUAGUGUGAAUGUCGGUAUCGGAAUCGUCUGCGCUCUGAGCUUCGUCACGGCGUUGCUAGGAUAUCGAGCCAUCCAUAUGUGGCAACGGUGGCAAUGGCUACCCAACUUGAUCGGGAUUGUCAUCGCGGUUGGGUGCGGAGGCAAACAUCUCGUCCACCAGGCCGAUGCAGGGCCGGCAACAGUAAAAAGUGUCAUCGGAUAUGGCAGCUUGAUGGCUGGAUACUUCAUGACCUUUGGUGGGACAGCGUCCGACUUCACCGCUUACCACAAUCCAAGCGGAUCCAAUCUCAAGGUAUUCACCUAUGUGUAUCUGGGGCUGCUCACCCCUUCCACGCCACUUCUCAUCCUCGGGGCAGCGAUAGGAGGUGCUCUACCUAACGUUCAGUCUUGGCAGACAGCGUGGGAUUCAUACGGGAUCGGGGGCGUCUUGGCGGAAAUGCUUGAACCCGCCGGUGGAUUUGGGAAGUUCGUGCUCGUAAUUCUCGCACUGAGCGUCGUCGGAAACAUGGUUUUGUCGAAUUACUCGGUCGCCCUUUGCCUGCAGAUGCUCCUCCCCAUCUUCGCCAAGGUCCCCCGGUUUGUUUUUAUAUUCGUCACGAUGGCCAUCAUGAUCCCUAUGGCCAUCUAUGCUGCAGCGGAAUGGGCCACCUCGCUUGAAAAUUUUCUGAGCCUCAUCGGAUACUGGGCUGGGUGUUUUGAUGCCGUCGUCAUCGAGGAGCUAGUGGUGUUUAGGAAGUCGGACUACACCACAUUUGACCCACGAAUCUGGAACAAAUGGCGGAGUCUUCCUCCAGGAUUUGCGGCCAUUGGUGCUUCACUGGUCAGCCUUGCGGUGGUAAUUCCUUCGAUGGAUACGACGUGGUAUUCUGGGCCCAUUGGCGAACACAUUGGCGACAUUGGAUUCGAAUCGGCAUUCGUCGUCACAGCACUCGCAUACUAUCCGUUGCGCACAUUGGAGAUCAAGUGGACAGGCCGCGUCUGA